AUGGCAGACCUAAAGGAGUUCGACAAGCUCCUUUCGGUUACUGUUACAGCACCUCGAUUAUCUGGUUCGAAAGUACAAAAACUUGCCUCCCUGUCAUCUGAAUUGGUGGCAGAAGACCAUCAUAUCGUGACGACAUUCUUCAAGCUCAAUGCCUCUCUUCCACCUGCGAGUCAAUCAAGAAUAUCCAGUUUAUACGUUUUCGAUGCAAUGGCCCGCGGUGCGAGGAGUGAGGUCAACAAAGGUAUAGGUGCUCAGGUGAGGAAAGAGAGGGGAAAGGGAACUCAAGCUGGCUUACUGUUGAAACUUGAGGGGGUAGUGGACAGCUGGAUUGAAGGAAUGUUGGAAGAUGGUAAAGGAGGUGUAUGGACUGAAGGAAAGGAGAAAACGAAAAAGAUAGUUGAUAUUUGGUCGAAAGCUUCUACUUUCCCGAAACAUUGUCUCGAUAGAUUGUCAUCCAAGAUUGUCAAUGCUGCUCCUCAGGCUGGACCGUCUACGACACCUGUCCCACUGGACAAUAUAGGCAGAUCAGAGUCUGACAGAAGUGUGACUAAAGGCCAAGGUUCGACGACUCCACCUUACCCUCCCGCUCCUCCGAGUACAGGAGUCGCCAGUACGAUUCAACCAGGUGGUCUUCCACCCGAACUAGCCAAAUUACUUGGUAUCGCCCAACCUGCAAACUCAACCCCAAACACCAAUUCACCCAUACAUGGCAAUCCGACGUCCAAUACUGGCAGUACACCUGGACCCGUGAUACCUAAUUUGGAUUUAGCGGCUAUUUUAGCUAGCGUCAAUAAAGCUCAACCAAUGUCUCAACAGAUACUAUCGCCUAAUCAAUCACAGCCAUCAUUCCAACAACCGCAACCCCAACCACAGCAGCAGCAGCAACCUAUAAAUAUACCAAAUUUGGCAAACUUAGCUUCUUUGUUACCGCCAAAUAUCUUCUCUCCAUCUAAUCAACCUCAACCUCAACCUCAACCUCAAGCUCAGCUUCACAACCAAUCACCCGCUUCUAUCCAUAACUUUGGUCAAGCUGGACCUUCGAAUAACAUAUUGAAUUCAGCUCAAAAUGCAGCUUUGGCAAAAUUCGCUUCUCUCGCUCAGGCUGGUGCUCCACCAUUACCCCUGACAACACCGCCUCCAUCUGGUUUACCCAUGAGAUCCCCUCAAAACGGAUACACGAACUUUCCUAUGGCUGAAAACCCCCAUACACCAAGGAACGAUUUUGGUUUACCUAGAAGAUCACCUCAAAAGGGAUUCACGAAUUUACCCACUGCCGUUCCAGAGGGGAUGAGGGCUGAGCCAAUGCGUGGACCACCACCUAGAGAGAGAAGUCACGUGAGGAGGGAAUCUCAAGAUUCGAAUUGGGAUAGAAGGGGGAGUCAUGAUAAUGAUAUAAGAGGAAGAGGUGGAAUGAGUGGAAGAGGAAGUGGUAGACCCAGAUCCAGGUCACCUGAUAGAGAUAGGGAUCAAAGAUUCGAUAGACCAACUGAUAAUGGUUGGGGUGGAAGAAGGAAUGAUUCCAACUCUAGUUCUAACCCGAAUAGAGGCAGAGGAGGUUUCACAGGCUCGAAUUUCAACGAUCAUAAUAAAUUCCAGCCAAAUCAUACCAAUCAUACCCAAAAUUACAAUCAAAAUCAAAAUCAAAAGCAAGACCAAAAUCAACAAUUCCAUCGGAAUGACAACUUCAGUACAGGUUUACCUUCAAAUGUCAAUCUACCACCUAAUCCAUCUUUACCACCUCAUAUGGGAUUACCGACAAAUCGCAGUCUAACAAAUAAUGGUGGUCUUCCACCUCGUCCUACCAUACAACCUUCUUCGCAUGGACCGAGCGGACGCGCACCUCCUCCCGCAUGGAUGGAAGAGCGGUCGGUCCCUGCUUCCGAUUUGAUACAAGCCAGUAACGGAAAGCAAGAGAUUGAAGCCGGAGAAGAAGAUAUGGCACUUGACGAAUCUGAUGACGAGCAAAGACCUGACUUUAUCAAGCCGACAAUUCAACAUCACCCGUCAACGGGGGAUUUGAGGAACGAUCAUACGCAAAACUAUCAUUCUCAACAACAACAACAACAACAACAACAAGAACCACAGCAGCAGCAGCAGCAGCAGCAUCAGCAGCAAGGUCGAGCACUUGCUUCGGGUCAAGGGCUGACACUCGACUCAUUCCCAAUAACAACUUUCGACCCUUCAUCGCCUGAUUCUUGGGUUCAGUUGGCUGAAGCAUGGAAAAAUAGUAUGGGUAGAGAUCCCAAUCAAAUGGAGUUAAUGGCAUUUCUCGCUGGAGGUAUGAUGGGUGGAAACGGUAAGGAAGAGAAUGGAAUGAGUGCCGGUCAGAUGGGUGGAUAUUAG
This is a messenger RNA of Kwoniella shivajii, 2343 nucleotides long. RefSeq lists its product as uncharacterized. The record is from RefSeq and is a predicted model, not a curated record. NCBI's taxonomy places the organism in Eukaryota, Fungi, Basidiomycota, Tremellomycetes, Tremellales, Cryptococcaceae. The coding region runs from base 1 to 2343 and encodes 780 amino acids. The transcript is spliced from 5 exons.